CACAACAAUCCCAUCAUCAACACAACAAUCCCAUCAUCAACAUUGCAUCUCAUCACCAACAAUCCAUGGGUGGGAAUCAUGGAGAAGUGAUUUGGCCAACAUUGGUUGCUAAUAAGAUCUUGAAGAAGAGAUUAGGAAGCCAUAACUUUGUGGCUGAUACUCCAACCAACAACACCAUUCCACUAUAUGCUCAAUCUUCUUCACUCACAAAUGCCUUCUACAACCCUAAACCCAUCCAAACCUACAAGGUUUUUGUUAGUACAUGGAAUGUUGGAGGUGUUGCACCAAAUCAAGAUUUGGACAUGGAGGAUUGGGUGGACAGUUCUUGUGAUAUCUAUGUUUUUGGAUUCCAAGAAGUCGUGCCAUUGAAAGCCUCGAAUGUUUUUGGUUCGGAGAACAGAGAAAUAUGCGGAGGAUGGAAUAGAGUGAUGAGAGAAUGUUUGAAGAAGAAAGUGAAACAAAAUUUCGAGUGUAUCAUAAGCAAGCAAAUGGUUGGGAUAAUGAUAUCAAUAUGGGUUCGAAGUGAUCUUCAUCCAUUCAUUGGGUAUCCAAGUGUGUGUUGCAUUGGGUGUGGGAUCAUGAGCUGCCUCGGGAACAAGGGAUCGGUAUCAGUAAGAUUUGGGCUGCAUGAAACAAGCUUUUGCUUUGUGUGCACUCACUUGGCAUCAGGAGGAAAGGAAGGAGACGAGAAGAACAGAAAUGAAAAUGUUCGUGACAUAUUAUGUCGCACUACCUUUCCCAACGGCCCUUCUCUUCAUUUCCCCAAAAAAAUACUUCAUCAUGACCGAGUGAUAUUGCUGGGAGACUUGAAUUAUAGAAUUUCUUUACCCGAAGCAAGUAUAAGAUCGUUGGUUGAAAAAAAAGAUUGGGACACACUAUUACAAAACGAUCAGCUGAAAAUGGAGAUGAUGAAUGGUAAAGUAUUGGAAGGAUGGGAAGAAGGGAACAUAAAAUUUGGGCCAACUUACAAAUAUUAUCCAAAUUCAGAGGCUUAUUAUGGAGGUGUUCAUGGCCUAAAAGCUCAAAAAAGGAGGGCUCCUGCAUGGUGCGACCGAAUUAUAUGGAACGGGAAGGGAAUUAAGCAAGUAUCAUACGAUCGAGGAGAAUCAAUGUUGUCAGAUCAUAGACCUGUAAUGGCCAUGUUCAUGAUAGAAGUUGAAUCAUCGACGAACUUAAAAACUUUGAGGAGUUUGUUUCUAUCAAACAGGUUUGAACAUCUCAAUAAUUCUAAUACCCCAUUUGUUGAGGCGGAUGAGGAUGAAGACGGUGAUGAGAUAUUUUCAACCGUCGGUUUUGUGUGCAAAACAAAAUCGACUUUUGAAAGUCAUUUUUAAAAAUAUUAACUUAAAAAUUAGAGACAUUAA
Cucurbita moschata (crookneck pumpkin) is the source of this 1364-nucleotide messenger RNA. Its product is annotated as type IV inositol polyphosphate 5-phosphatase 9-like. NCBI's taxonomy places the organism in Eukaryota, Viridiplantae, Streptophyta, Magnoliopsida, Cucurbitales, Cucurbitaceae. Gene Ontology annotation, molecular function: phosphatidylinositol-3,4,5-trisphosphate 5-phosphatase activity; phosphatidylinositol-4,5-bisphosphate 5-phosphatase activity; inositol-polyphosphate 5-phosphatase activity. Bases 66 to 1334 code for a protein of 422 amino acids. The transcript is spliced from 8 exons. The record is from RefSeq and is a predicted model, not a curated record. Gene Ontology annotation, biological process: phosphatidylinositol dephosphorylation.